AUGAAAACCUCAGACACACCUGGUUAUGAACCCAACUGUACCUUGACUGACCUCAUAACUCAUCACCUGGAUGAAUGGGACUCUUACUCUAUAGCAAACUUGACUCUUGAGGAGGAGGCUAACUUCAUGAACUGUACCAACUUGCACCACAUUGUCAACAUUAACUGUUCCCAUGAAGACUAUUUAUGUUGGUGUGCCAAGGACGUGUAUACUCACUACUGUUCUGGCACUCCUGAAUAUUAUUCCUACAUUUACCGCAUCAUCGGCACACUAUUUCAAGGUAUCAUCUUCGUCAUCGGAGUCAUCGGCAACAUUAUGGUAGUCAUCGUGGUCGCCAAAAAUAAAAAUAUGACCACGCCUACGAACUGCUACCUGGUAAGCUUGGCCAUCGCUGACUGUGCUGUCCUCAUAGCCGCGGUCCCCCAAGAAAUUGUGAGCUACUAUCUUAUUGGCAACCAUUGGAUCUGGGGCCACGUCGGCUGUGCUAUCAUGAUAUUCCUGCAGAACUUGGGUAUUAACGCCAGUUCCCUGAGCUUGACGGCUUUUACUGUGGAGCGAUACAUUGCUAUAUGUCACCCAAUGAAAGCACAGACUGUGUGUACGGUAGAGAGAGCCAAGAAGAUUACAUUGUUAGUGUGGGUGUUUGCAGUAUGUUACUGCUCGCCCUGGCUCUAUCUCACCACUGUCAUCCCUCUGAGCUACGCUGUUGACUAUCCCACACAAGAAUGUACCUUCAAGCUCUCCAGGGACCAGUAUUUCCUCUACUAUUUCUUAGACAUUAUAAUGUUUUACGUGGUUCCUUUGUUGAUGUCUUGCGUGUUCUACUCCCUCAUAGCUCGGAUACUCUUCACCUCACAAGUGCCCAAGUACCCCACUAUCAACGGUCAUCUUAACAAGAAAAGAGUCAACUCUCCUCGAGUUCAGGUAGUGAAGAUGCUGGUAGUGGUGGUAGCAAUCUUCGCUACACUGUGGCUACCAUACAGGACACUGCUGGUCUACAACUCACUGCUUGCUAUGUUCGGUUAUAACACCUACAAGGACCUCUGGUACCUGCUCUUCGCUAAGACAUGCAUCUUUAUCAACAGUUACAUUGACAUAAUGAUGAAUGAGGCAUUGACGGUGAAAUUCAAAGUCCCCUUUAAGCGUAUUUUGUCUUUUGGAAAGACGAGACAGGAACAGUGGGCCAUGACAAUGUUGUACAGCGAAGGUGGCAAGCGGCUUCCCUCCCGCCUGACAGCAGAAACACCAGCAGCAGCAGCAGCAGAGGGAAGAACUGGAGGUGUAACAGCAGGAGUAGCGAGGCAACACUCUCCUCCACAUCUCUACCUUCCCAACACUUCACCUGAACCUGCCACCUGCGAGACAACUCUCAAAACCAUCUCCACCACUAUUAAAACCACAACAUAA
This is a messenger RNA of Cherax quadricarinatus, 1407 nucleotides long. Lineage: Eukaryota; Metazoa; Arthropoda; Malacostraca; Decapoda; Parastacidae. The record is from RefSeq and is a predicted model, not a curated record.